Panicum virgatum (switchgrass) is the source of this 2325-nucleotide messenger RNA. Its product is annotated as natterin-4-like. The transcript is spliced from 5 exons. The coding region runs from base 1393 to 2325 and encodes 310 amino acids. NCBI's taxonomy places the organism in Eukaryota, Viridiplantae, Streptophyta, Magnoliopsida, Poales, Poaceae. The record is from RefSeq and is a predicted model, not a curated record.
UCCUGUCACUGCCUCCUCCUCGCAUGCGCUUCCACUGCCACCCCCGCACGCCCACUCCUUCCCUCAACCCCCACUGCCACCACCGCCGCAGCCCGCCCCCUCCCCUACGGCCGCUUGCCUCCGUGCGGCUCACACACCGCCGCAUCCGUACCUGUCAUCCGUCCUCGUCACCGCCGUGCCCGAGUGCUACCCCAAUGUCGCGGCUAGGUACCCUCACCAUGGAACUUUGCGAGGGGCACCGGCGAUCUGGACCCGUUCACCCAUGAGGACACCCUCGCGAUGGUAGAGAGGAACUGCAGAUAGGGCCCAUGGCCGUCGCCGAUGAGCCCUGGGCGUGUCUCCGACGAGUCCAGAGCGACGUCCUCCAUCCCCGCCGCCGUCCUCACCGCGUCCGCUGCCUCCAUCCUCGCUGCCAUCUCGGAUCGGCGCCCCCAUCCUCGCAGAUCACCACACCGCCGUCGUCUCUGCCGAGUCCAGAGUGGCACACAGCGCUCCGCUCGCGAGAAGGACUGGACACCCCUCCCAGAGCACGAGACCAAGCCAUUAGGACAUCGACGAUGCUCAUCCUCACGACAUCCGAGGAUCACAAGUGAGAUCUGCAUCAUCUCCUCUAUCCGUUUUGCCUAUUUGCUACAAAAUCCAUCGCAAGUUGAUUACUUUUACAAUUCUGAACAUUCAUCCUUGUCUUGUGCAUGCCAUUUGUUUGGUGAAAUGCACCAGAGAAAUGGGAAAUGAUAGAGGCCAAUUGAGAUUAGAUUGAUUGGAGUAGAAGAAAAGAGAUAUAUAUGCAAGAGUAUUUUGAGGCAACAAGUAACCCAAGUCUGAUUCAAAGCUACACUCUGAAGUAUCCCUUCCGUUCAGAUUUCAAUGACCAUUCGUAAUUAUUUCAUAGAUCCUCUAAAUUCAAAGCCGAGAGAAAUUCUACGAUGUUUAGGGAGGCGUUGUGAGGCGUUUAAUGUGUCUAUAAUUCAUAGGCCCAAUAUGAGGGAAGGCAUUGAGAGACGUCAAUGAAAAGGCGUUGGAAGGCAUUUAAUGUGUUAAUAGUCGGUGGGUCCAUAUGUGCCGUAACGCCUUCCAAUACUUCUCAAUGCCUCCAAAGUUAAGAGGAUUAAAAAUUCAUAAAAUUACACUAGACCUGAAAGUUUCAGACUCCAUUCCUUAGACAGCGAAACCAGCAUAUAAAAUUCGAUUUCAAGCAUCAUAAGGACAACAACCUUCAAAAUCCGAGGAGGGGUGCGUGUGGGAUGGGAGUUUGCGGCCAGACCGAGCCGCCGCUGCCUCCACCCAUCCGCGUCGGCCACGAACUGCGGCCCCUACAUACACUGCAUAAAGAUUAACAAUUACACCGGAAGAAAUUAAGGAGCACAAGGGCACAACUACUUGUUUCAACGAAUGGAAUUGCCUAAGCAUGUUUGCUUCAAGGGCGACAAUGGGUUGUACCUCAGCGCACGGGUCAUUCAGGGCUACAACUACCUGCAGUUCUCAUCCAGCGACAUGGGCGAUCCAACCGUGAGGCACACCAUCCACACCAACAGAGACGACGGGACGAUCCGCAUGAAGUCCGACCACUUCGGCAAGUUCUGGAGGCGCAGCCCGAACUGGAUCUGGGCGGACUCCGACGACACCACCGACGACAACCUCGACACCGUAUUCCGAGCAGUCAAGUUCGGCGACGAGUUUGCGCUCCAGCCUCGGCAACGGCUGGUACUGCACGAGGCUGACCACCGAAGGCAAGAAGAGCUGCCUCAACGCCUCUGUCCCAAGCAUCAACAAGUGGGCACACCUACAGCUGGAAGAGGCAUGGCAGUUCUUUCUCGCAGGAUCUACAACGUCGUGAACCGCGUCAUGGACGCUAGAAUCCAUGGCCAGAAGGUCCAGACUGUGGCCACUGAAACUGCUGUCAACCGGACGGGUACAGCCAGCGCGGCGAAGCUGACUUUGAAGUACAGCGUGACCAGGCGAAGGACAUGGGAUUCAAGCGUCUCGCUGAAGCUGGGCGUCGCAACUACCAUUCAGGCCGGAGUCCCGGAAGUUGCGAUGUCAUCGGUUAAGAUCCAAGAAGAGUUUUCUGAAUCCUACACCUGGGGACAAUCCGUCUCCCAAAUGGACGAGAAGUCGGUUCAGUAUGAUCUUCCUGUGCCUGCGUACACCAAGGUGACACUACGCAUGAUGGGAAAGCAGGGCUCCUGCGAUGUCCCUUUCUCGUACUACCAGGAGGACAUUUUAACCGACGGGCAUAGAGUUGUAAACAAGUUUGACGACGGGAUCUACCAUGGAGUCAGCAGCUACGACUUCACUACCGAGGUCACAGAGGAUAGCAGAUAG